UCUCCUACCCCUUAUAUACCUCUCUCUCUCCCUGUCCCUCUCUCUCUCUAAGACGAACAGGCCUAGAAGCCAUGGCUACAUAAGUGUCAAGCUGAUCCUGAAGGCAGUAGAGGAGGAGACGGGGAAAGAAGCAGGUGAUAUUGAAUAGAGGAGUUGGAGAAGGAAGAAGAAUGUCUCUUGUGUUCUCACCAAUGAAGGUGGUGACUGGACCAAUGAGGAACAUAAAGGAGCACCAGGUAGGUCUACCUAUCUUCAUCCAUGGAGAAAAAAAGGAGAAGUUAGAUAUGGCUAAACAAGUGAGUAAAGCAGAGGAGCUAAGGGUUGUUGAUAGAAGAGGGAUUAAUGGAUAUUCUUUAUUGGCCAAAGAGGAGGAGGAGGAGGAGGAGGAGGAGGUUGAGGCUUCUUCACAUAGUUCUUCUAUUGGCGUCUUGUCUUCUUCAUCGUCUAAUGAGGAAGAGGAAAGGGGAGAUGAGGUGCAGAGCAAGCUCAAAGAUGAGGGGCAUUUAGGUUCUCUGAUUUCCUUGGAAGAGUCCCUUCCUAUCAAGAGAGGAUUAUCAAAUUUCUUCUCAGGAAAAUCAAAAUCAUUCGCCAACCUCGCAGAGGCCACUUCCUGCAAUGCAACAGAUAUCGUGAAGCAAGAGAACCCCUUCAAUAAACGCAGGAGAAUUCUUAUGUCCUGUAAGGCCUCAUGGAGAAGAAGAGCUUCUUGCACUUCACUCAUCACAUCCUUUUCUCCUCUCCUACUUCCUGAAUUUGUAAAAGAAGACGAAGAUGAAGAUGAAGAUGAAGACGAAGACGAAGAAGAGGAGCAGAAGAGGGGAACAGGCUUCCCCAUGACUCCCCUUCAUAUUCUAAGAAAGAGUUUCAAGAACCCCAAAUCACACUCAUUCUCAAAUCUUCAAAAGCUGUAGUUUCUUCUUUUUUUUUCAAUUGGAGAUCAUACAAACCAAUCUUUGAUCUCUUAUCUCAUCUUAAUUUUUCUUCUAAUGACAUUUUUAUUGAUCUUUAGAGAUCUGCAAACCAAUCAUGAAGAUGGUUGCAUGGCUUGAAUCCAUGAAAAUAUUAAUCGAAGCUUAAUAAUUCAGAAGAAUGGAUAAGAUUUGGGCU
Molecule: messenger RNA, 1107 nt
Organism: Dendrobium catenatum
Lineage: Eukaryota; Viridiplantae; Streptophyta; Magnoliopsida; Asparagales; Orchidaceae
Exons: 2
Coding region: 171-911 (246 amino acids)
Source: RefSeq, a predicted model, not a curated record